Molecule: messenger RNA, 1880 nt
Organism: Cyprinus carpio (common carp)
Lineage: Eukaryota; Metazoa; Chordata; Actinopteri; Cypriniformes; Cyprinidae
Gene: hsf5
Product: heat shock transcription factor 5
Biological process (GO): regulation of DNA-templated transcription
Molecular function (GO): DNA-binding transcription factor activity; sequence-specific DNA binding
Source: RefSeq, a predicted model, not a curated record
CACGUGAGCUGAGAGGUCACGUGAGCCUCAUUCCGAUGCGGUUUAAAUGUGUUUAAUGUGAACGCGCAUAACGGUUCCAGUAACGGCCGCGGUAGAAGAUAGUCAUUCAAUGGUUGAUUGUUUGAUUUGAUCAUGAUGGAUGAGGAGUUUGAUAAGUCUCUUCUCAAAGUCCACGUGAACUACAAUAACUUCCCGGCUAAGUUGUGGCGUUUGAUAAACAGUCCCCAAAACGACUCGGUCUUCUGGAGCCCGAAUGGCGAGAGCGUGAUUGUCGACCAGCAGCGGUUCGAGGAUGAGCUGCUGUCGCCGGUCAGACAAGACGCCAAACUCUUCAAGACCACCAACUUCACCAGCUUCAUCCGGCAGCUCAACCUCUACGGCUUCCGGAAGGUUUAUGACAGGUCCUUCAAGGACAGACGCCGCAACCUGCACCACUUCCACAAUCCCUCCUUCAAACAGGGUCGGCCAGAGCUUCUGGUCCACAUGAAGAGGCUCACAAUCAGUAACAAGGCCAAGAUGCAGGCCGGAGAGGAGGUGACCUGUCGCCCCCCGCGCCGAAACCAUCAGCAGUCUCAACACAACACCACAGAUGCAAAGAGAGGUUUUGCAGACCCAAAUCAGCACUUUGGUUCUGUGUCCCAUCAGCAGAGGGUGUCCGACCGAAGCCCGAUCCCUCCACGCUCCUGGAUCUUUCCUUACAGUGAUGUGCCUCCCUUCUACUCUAACAAAGGCAUCCCGGUUUCUGUCAUCCGUCUGAAUCCGUACAACACUCCUCACAGGAUCCAGUCCGGUCCUGGUGCUCUGUUCCCACAGGAGCCUAAAUAUAUACCUCAGCAGCUGUCCUAUCCUCCUGGAUUUUACUCGCCAGUUUGUCAGUGUUGCACUGCUGUUUUAUUGGCAGAUCGAGCAGGUGCAGAUCAGACAGCUCUACCAUAUUCACAUUAUGCUUAUUACCCGAACUAUUCACUAAGCCACCAUCACAACAGCAUACAAACAGCAAACUGGCCCGCACACGUUACGCCUGAGUCUCAGCGGGGCGAUGUGAACCUCGACAGGGUGUUCCAGAUGGUGGAUGAGUUCCAGGACUUGCCCAACGUCCACGUAGUCCGAGUGGGCACUCCUGUGACCGGCCAGCACACCUCCAGCCCAUCUCUCUGCACUCUACCUGCCGCCUCCAAACUGGAGCGCGACAGUCGUCAAACUGCUGCAUCCAGUCCUGUGAGAGACGAGCGUCCCUCUGCCAUGGGCUGCAGUGUGGGAGCUCAGUACAUCAAACUCGAGUCUGAGGGACAUGAUGCUGAGAAGCAGGGAGCCGGCCAACUCAAAGAAGAUGAUUCAGCAUCCCUGGAGGCCUCAGAAAAGGCUUCUACAGAUCAGAAAGUGACUCAGGAAUGCAUCAGAAACUGACAGCAGAGCAAGACUCAGCUAUUCUAGAUGACAGGCAGGAUUCAUCAGCAUAUGCAAAUGACAAGCAUCAUAAAGCUAUUAAUUAUUUAAUUAUUAACUUAAGUAUUAUUAUUAUUGAUUAUACAAUUUAUUUACAGUAUUUUAAAAGUGGUAUGAACUAUUUAAGAAACUUUUGAAGAUUUGAAGAAGUGUUAAGUUAAAAUUGCAUGAUGUUUUGUUUUUUUAGUUGUUUUCUCACAGAGUUUCUGCCUUUAAUUUUAAUGGUAUUUAUGCUAAAUACACUUUAAAUAUCUACAGUGAAUGUGAUAUUAUUUAUCUUAUAUCCUAUAUAUUUCAGUAUUCAUAAGCAUCAGUAUAUAAUUAUUAUUCUUUUUUUUUAUGUAGCACAAGAGUGAAAGUCAGAUUUUAAUAGCAUUGAAUGAACUGAUUUGUUUUUGGCUUUUCUGAAUUUGAAUAAAUGCAAAGCAAGUGAA